AUGGCACGAGCUAAGCUGUCCUCUGAGGCGGCCCAACCUGAUCCGAACCUUCGAUUCAUUAUCGGCCAUCUUAACGUACUUGAGCCCCUGAUGCUGGAGCUUUCUGCAGCUGAAGUCGAGCACCAGAAGCACUUUCAUCGUUGUGUAAGCGGCACCACGACACCCGUGGAUACUCGCAUCAUGGAACUCAAUGCUGUCGCCCAGGUGUUUCCGGGGGAGGAUUCGUUCACCAACGGCGACCAAUUCAACGCCGCAGUGAUCUCAAGACCGCAUGAACACACCAUAAGGGCAACAAGCAACAAGACCGACCGCGUAAGAACAAAGGCUGGUAUCGAGGAGUCCAGCAAGGCUCGUAUCCGCUAUAACGUAUACUAG
This is a messenger RNA of Verticillium dahliae VdLs.17, 375 nucleotides long. RefSeq lists its product as uncharacterized. NCBI's taxonomy places the organism in Eukaryota, Fungi, Ascomycota, Sordariomycetes, Glomerellales, Plectosphaerellaceae. The coding region runs from base 1 to 375 and encodes 124 amino acids. The record is from RefSeq and is a predicted model, not a curated record. The transcript has 2 exons.